GUUAGAAUUGGUUUGUUAUUAAUCGAAUAUUUUCUUAUUCUAGUUGACAACAACUUUUGUCUGUAUUUUUGUAAUUCCUGGACAUUAUAGAUAUUGUUUUGAAUAAUAUAAUGAACAUUACGUUUUAUAUCCCAUUACAAAUUUGAAUUAAUUAUUUAAAAAUACUAUUAACCUUAAAUUAGACAAUGCCGACGUUCGUUAAUAAAUUAUAUCUGUAACAAUGGAUCCUCUCGAAGGAUCUGCGCCGAUGAGAAAUCCAGGAAAACAAGACCACGAAAGUGAAAUAGUUAAGAGUCGUAAGGGCACAUCAAAACAACGAGGGCAAGGUGACUGCGAAGAAAAUGUGUUUACAUCAAUGUCACAUGAAACAGAUUUAAAUUUUUGCCCUUCGAAUGGCCCAAGACCAAGAAAUUUAAAUUCAUCAACGAACAAUGAGUUUGGACAACCGUCAAAUCCAUUACCAGAAGGUAAUUCGGAACAACAUAUUAAUAACAGUCCUCAAAUGUCAAAUAACACUAACAACACCGCGAACAAUCCACCCGACCUUGUAAGUAGUAAUAAAUUUGAUAAAAUCCCUUGUGAUAAUGGCUUAGAAUCGAGCCAAGAAAAACAAACAUGUAUGAAACACAAAGUCUGCUUGGAAACUGUAGGCCCAUCUCAUAGUUACAAUUUAAAUGCACCAUCCACUAGUGGAGCUUCUUCAAGCAAAGUCUAUGAAAGUUUACCUGAGAGUAGCUUCAGAGAAAGUAGGAAAAGACCAUCAAGCUUAAAGUUAAACAGGUCUCAUUUUGAUGCUGAUGACAGUUCCAGUGAUACUGGCAAUGAUGAUUAUUCUUUAGGCUCAGAAGAUGGAUGUAUUUACACAUAUAGGGGAGGUGAGCACUUGGCUGAUUUGCCAAGUUCUUUCUUCAGUUUGGAUAUGGGUUUGCCUCUUGACAAACAUCUCCCAAUGCCUCCUCAUUACCCUGUUGGUCAACAAGUGGGACCUAUUGCUAGAGAGCAGAGUUCACGUGUGUCAAGCCCAGACAUGGAUUUUUUAGAAAUGGAUUUUGAUCCAGGACCCUCUUGCGAAGUUGAUACUGGAGAUGAAUCUACCCCUGAUACAGACCUCGAUAGCUCAAAUAUGCCUGAAGAAAUUGAGCCUGUCAUAAGAGGGACAUCUCCUGAAUAUUUACCAGGUCCUGUUCAGCCUCAGCAGAUUGUAGUUGCAUCUACUUCCUCUCAAGUGGUAGAUCCACAUUACUCUAAUGUGCCAUCAACAAGUCGAGGUAUAGAAGUAGAGCAGAAUGUACCUGAAAAUGCAAGGGCUGCUCAAGAGUUUGGGCCUUAUAUUACUCAUGUCAAUGUGAGAGGAGAACAGUUCCUAGUGCACAGGACCACAUCACAAUGGUUGGCUGCCAAUCAGACUAUACCUGUUCAUGCAUCCAGUGGAGAUUUGAUAGCACCAAGAGAAAUAUUACACUACGAAGAAGAGCAUGCAGAGGAGCCAUUUGCAUAUCAAAUAAACCAGGGUGAAAGACCUAUCUUUGACUCGUCAAACAUGUCUUCAGCAUUUUAUCAUAUUACCAUGGCUAAAAAACUUAUGACCGAAAGAGUAACGUCUGAUAUAAACAACCAUGAUGCUGCUUCGGUAACAAAUGAAAAACCAGAAACUGAGUGUACUGUGUGUAGUGUGGAACCUCCUCGGUGCAUGGUGUGGUCGGAACGUGAGGCAUGUGAAAGACAAGUAACCCAGAUUGGCACUUCUGCUUGUGGAGCUACUGCUGUUGUUAAUGUUUUUAUUGCACUCGGUGUACCUGUAAAUCUAGAAAGAAUCAAUUCAUGUGUUGGAACAAGACUAAGAGCUAACAAUGCGCCAUUACCAAGGUAUUUAUUAUCAAGAGCAGUAGCCGGUUGCACUGCUGCAGACUUGAUUACUGGGAUCCAGAGAGCCUCAGAUGGUCUUGUAACUGCAAGAUUCUUCCCGACAUAUCCAGAAAGAGUAGUUUCCUUAUCUCACUGGUUAGCAGAUUGGAUAUCACUUGGUGCUGUUCCAAUUGUAACUCUUAACCUUCAAAUGGGUUGCGAAGGAGAGAUCCCAGAUGCGUGGCACCAUCAAAUGGUGUUUGGUGUAUCACCUCAGGGGGUGUAUUUGACCAACCCUGUAGAAUGUGUUCGUGAGUCGGCACUCUGGGUUCGGUUGACCUCCCCAUCAGUGUUGCUCGUUCGGACGAGGGACGUUCUUGCAAGGUUUACGGCUAAUACUGAUCUAACGCCGUUGAUGUUCGUUCCCGAUCAACGGUUUCACACCUUCAAUGUACUCGGUCAAGUGGUGAACGUGAUCCGCGAGUGGCGCGCCACGGGCUGGUCGGAGCCCGGCACGCGCACGCGGCACGUGCGCCUGCCCGCCGCCUACCGCGCCGGCGUCACCGUGGCCGCGCUCACGGGCUCCGAGGCGCACCGCCGCCUCGUGCACGCCGCCGCGCUGCCGCUGCUGGCGCCCGAGCCGCCCGCGCCGUCCGCGCCGCCCGCGCCGCCCGCGCCCCCCGCGCCGCCCACGCGUGAGCCGUGAAGCAACAUUGGUAAAAAGACGUUUAUACAACUUACAUUAAGGAUACCGAAGUCUCGACGUGACACGACCACAACUCGAAAAAUAAACGUGAAUUAAAAAUACCACCGAGUUCUGUAAAAUAUUGACCUAUCCGAUAAAAAAAAAAUACCUUUUCUAUAUAAAAUGUAAGGAUUUAAGGUAUAUCAUAAAUAUAUAAGACCUAAAGAAUAGAAUAAUGUUUACAGCUUAAAUUAAUGGAGAAUAUUAAUAUAUAUAUUUGUAUUGCUUUAAAAUUUUGAAUAAAAUAUGAUUUUAUUUAUUCAAAUAUAAACACCAGCUUAUUAUAUACUUAUAUGUAUGUAAAUGAAGGUUUUCUAAUUUAGGGCUCGAACUGAUUUUAUUAAACGCUCAAAAUUUUGUUAUUCAAUGUUAACAGGAUUCAUUGAACUCAGUUAAGGGUUUCGAUUUAUCAAUUCAUUAGGGAUUGUAAAAAUUAAACGCUAAUUCCACGUUCUUAUUUGUAUAAAACAUUUUAGGACAGGGUUUUCGUAACCCGAGUUAUUAUAUUGGCUAAAUUUUAUUAGCCACGAGAAAUGUGUAAAUAUUUUUUUAAGGAUAUAAUUAUGUAUGUUAAUCAAUUGGUGCUUACUAGUCAAAAUUAUAUUAGCACAUACUCUAUGUAAUCAUUUCAACACAAAGUAUAUUAUACACUCAUACUAACAUAAAAAGUAAGUAUGUGAAUUAUCCCUCAUAGUUUAGUCGCUGUAAGAAUUUAUUGUAUCAUGGCUGGUAUAUGUUAAAAUAAUUAAAUAAUGAAAGUAAUUUUACUUUUAAUUAUAAAAGAAGGGAUAAAAGACUUUGUAUCGAGUGUGUCCAGUUGGGAUUUGAAACUAUAUAAUUAUGUGGAUGUUAAAAUUCAAUAGUUACAUAUAUCUUAUUUGAACCUAGUUGAUACUCAUGUUUUUUCUUGUUUCAUUGUUUUAAAUACAUUACAGAUGUUGCCAUAAGACAUAUUAUUCUUAAAUUUUUAAUAAGCGUCUUAUCACACUCAUCUGUCACAGUAUAAACUUUCCAUAAACCUUUAUUCU
Messenger RNA from Vanessa atalanta (red admiral), 3618 nucleotides. RefSeq lists its product as uncharacterized. The transcript is spliced from 8 exons. The record is from RefSeq and is a predicted model, not a curated record. Lineage: Eukaryota; Metazoa; Arthropoda; Insecta; Lepidoptera; Nymphalidae. The coding region runs from base 221 to 2551 and encodes 776 amino acids.